AUGAAAGCUAGUCUCGCACUCUCCACCGCACUCGCAACCACUGCGUCUGCCGCCCGACAAUCUUUCAAAUCCCUCAGCGCGUCCGAUCGAACCUUGUUAGACGAACAACUGGACAAGUGGAAGGCGUCGUAUGGCCCCAUUGCCGAGGCCAACGGCUUCUUCCCCCAAACGGACACGGCAUCCGCCCGAGUCAAUGGCCAUACUAUCGAUGAACUCGAGCGCUUCCACCACACCGUCCAAGACGUGGAGCUCGCUUCCAAAGCCAACCCGGGCGCCGAGUUCAGUCCAUUCAAUCAGUUUGCUCUCUUGACCGACGAAGAGUUCAAGGGUAUGUUGGUGAAGUCGUUUGCGGGACAAAACUUCACCAAAGCCGCGCCCUUGCCAGAGUUGAAAAAUGAACGCGCUUCUAAAAAGGACUGGUCGACAUCCAAGUGCAACUCCCCGAUUACCAACCAAGGCCAGUGUGGGUCGUGCUGGGCCUUCGCCACCAUCGGGACGGCGGAGUAUGCCCACUGCAUUGCCACUGGCGAACUCUUGGACUUGUCUGAGCAACAAUUGGUCAGCUGCUUCACGAACGGAGUCAACCGGGGCUGUGAUGGCGGGAGCACUGAGGAAGGCCUUGACUGGGUGCAACAAGGCGUGUGCACAGAACAGUCUUACCCGUACACGUCGGGUAAGGGCCAAACUGGUGCCUGCCAAGCCAGCUGCACCAAGAAAAAACUGAGCAUUGGCCAAACCAAGACUACAUCUGGCGAGAGCUCGCUCUUGACAGUCCUGGAAAGCCAGCCCGCCGCCGUGUUCGUCGAAUCUGCCAACGCAGUGUGGCGCAACUACAAGGGUGGCAUCGUGUCUCAAUGUCCUGGGGCUGAAUCCAACCACGCUGUGGUUGUCGUCGGUUACUCGGACAAUUACUUCAAAAUCAAAAACUCGUGGGGGUCGCAAUGGGGCGACAAAGGGUACAUAUACUUGAAGCGAGGGCUGAGUGGCAAGGGAGUGUGCAAUAUGGCCGAGACGAUCUCAUAUCCUGAAUUGAUCGGAUCGUCACUGACUCCUUCAUCUAACCCCACCCCUUCGUCCAGCCAGCAGCCUACUCAGUCAACCCGCAAACCUCCUUCGUCCGCCUCCAAGCCCUCAACUGGCGCCCCUACGAAUCCUUCGUCUAGAAAAUCCACGCAAUCCACUCACAGACAAUUCGCUACUUCAUUCGCCCUCUCACGCCCUCAACUGGCACCCCUAUGA
Molecule: messenger RNA, 1239 nt
Organism: Aphanomyces astaci
Lineage: Eukaryota; Oomycota; Saprolegniomycetes; Saprolegniales; Verrucalvaceae
Exons: 2
Coding region: 1-1239 (412 amino acids)
Cellular component (GO): lysosome
Molecular function (GO): cysteine-type endopeptidase activity
Source: RefSeq, a predicted model, not a curated record